Molecule: messenger RNA, 1691 nt
Organism: Prorocentrum cordatum
Lineage: Eukaryota; Dinophyceae; Prorocentrales; Prorocentraceae
Source: the annotation of a GenBank genome assembly
GGGGUGAGAUCCCACGGGGGAGCUGCAUCGACUGUAGGGAUAUGCAGAUUCUGGGUGACGUCCGGGUCAUGUGCCAUGAAGACGACGAGUACGACAGCAAGGGCUCGUUCGAGAUCCCCAGCCGGCCGGCAGAUCGCGUGGCGCAUUGCCGCAACACCAGCACGACCACGACCAUUUGCGAGCAGAGCACGAAGACGCCGUGCGAGAUGGUCCUGAGGUACGGCUGCGAGAAGGGUCCGCCGGAGCAGGCCGACAAGGUCUGCCCCAUCGGCUACCAGGAGUGCCCGAAGCACAAGGGGCUUGAGGCCGUGUGCCCGCCGCGGGAACAUGAGAAUGUCGGCUGGAGGGAUUUCACCUGCUGCUUCAAUGGGACCCAGGUGGGUCUGCCGCUCUACGGCGUCCGGGAGGCCCCGACCUACGUCCAGGUGUUCGGGUACAUGAAGUGGGCGCAGAAGCAGACGAAGAGGUACACUUCUGAAGACUACUGCCCCUGGCGUGGGUACCGCUGCCAGCUGCUCAAUGACUUUGCCUCCAACGGGAUAAAGUGCAACUUCUUGCUGGGCAUCGAGGCCAUCGCCCUCUUCCUCGCCGUGUGUCUCGGUUUCUCCCGCUACCGCCACAAGUUUAUGUCCUUCAUCGCGGUCCUGUACUUGGCCGCCGGCGGGACAGGUGUCCUGGGCCGGCGCGACCCCGAGGUCUACAAGUACAGGAACAAGUACGUAACAGACAGCCUCGUGGAGGAGGACUCACUCCUGAAGCCUCACUUCGACGAUCCUGAAAUUGGCGCAAACGGGAAGCCAUGGAGCCCAGGAAAUCCUGAGUGGGCAUACUACAAGUUCAAUGCGCAGAUAGACUACACUACGCGCGACCCAGAGUAUCCAGAGGGAUACCGGAGGCUGUGGGGGUGGCGCCUGGGAUGCGCUCAGUGUGUGCUCUGCUUCUUGUCGUGCAUUUGUGCCCUUGAGCUGUUCUUCGCGUACCAGAACGCGUCUCCGAUCCUCGGAGUCAUUCAGCUGUUCGCCUUUAUCAUGUGUUGUGUGCCCUGCGUGUGCCGAACAUUCAUCGACAACUACCUCGCGCCCUAUCCCGUCUUAUGGAUCUACCCGUGGCAGAAGCUUUACCCUAAGAGCUUCACGGUGGGGUCGUGGCUGCCGGAGCCUUUCGAUACGAUCUACGAUUGUGUGCUCAUGCUGCCAGAACGGCGGGCCGCGGACAACCUCGCCAUGAACCCGUGGCGGCAGUGCUGCCCAUUGGCCGAAGGAUGGCAGGACCUGCAGGGCCUCGAGAAGGUAUAUGAUAAUCAGCAGUUCAUCGAGGGCGCUAGCAUGGCCCCGUGCAAAGUUGGCAAAGCAAGCGCUGGGGGCCCAGGAGCAGGGGUCGACUUCAGCGUCGACCAGACCGGCGAGCGGCUGCAGACGUCCGGAGGCGACGAAAGCCUGGCCACGGGGUUAGCCGACUGCUCUGAUAAGCCACGCGAGCUGGAUAAAGCGGCAGUUGCAAAGGCAACGAAGAAGGCGGCAAGGGCAGGGGGCGCGGGCGAGUCCGCCGCCGAUGCAGGGCGAAGACAGGAGGUGCAGGAGUCUGACCCAGACGCAAGUAAGCUUGUUGCUCGGGCGCCACCCAGUCUGAGCUACCCUGGGGCGGACAUCAAGUUCGGCGCUGAAGCGUCGCUGGACGGCAGCGGCAGGUGA